AUGAUCUCUCCCAUCUCCCUCAAGGCUGUCGGUGCCGGUGCCGCCGUAUACAUGCUUGGCCAGCAGGUCCAGUGCCCCUUCAUUGCCAUUCCUCUCAUUGGUGAUGCUAUUGCCAUGACCGUUGCCCAGGUCGGCUCAGCUGCUGCUAGCUUCGGUGGUGCCAUUGCCGCCGCCCACUUUGCCAAAGCCAGAGAUCUGCAAGGUCGUGACAACCAGGUUACCGCCCCUGCUGGCGUGCCUCAGUACAACUUCGAUAUGUGUGCUGAGAGCUUGACCGACCCAGCCGUCACUGUCACCGUUAACGGCCCCGUUGAGAACAAUGGUGUCCAAAUUGACGGUCUUCCUUCUACCUGCAUGGUUCUUUCAAAUGUUUUCGACGGCGAUGCCGCCGGUGGUCCCGUGCCCACUCCCUGUGGCUCUGCAUGCCUUCUGUACAACAAUCUGAAUGCCGAUCAGUAUGGCCAGAUGCAGGCCAUUUUCGAGAAGAUGAAGAACCUGUAA
Molecule: messenger RNA, 501 nt
Organism: Penicillium robsamsonii
Lineage: Eukaryota; Fungi; Ascomycota; Eurotiomycetes; Eurotiales; Aspergillaceae
Exons: 2
Coding region: 1-501 (166 amino acids)
Source: RefSeq, a predicted model, not a curated record